UGUAACCUUAAAAAAAACAAAAGCAAAAAGAAGUGAUAAAUUGAAGGCGUGAAGAACGGAGUUCAUCAAUGCCUUCUCCCAUGGCGAUCAACCCCAAUUCUAGGGCUCGUACAGUCCUCCAACCUCUCUCCAAUUUCCACCUCACUCCACCCACUACUUCAUUCCGAUCUAUUGCUCUUUACAAUCUCUCAAAUUCCCAAACUCUCAUUUACCUCGGAACCAACUCCGGCACCCUUCUUUUACUCUCUGCAAACCCCGAUCACUCCAAACUCUCUCUCCUUCGUUCCGUUACAGUCAACGAUGGUUCAUCGGUUGAGUCCGUACAGGUUUUUGGUGGAAUUGGGAAAGUUAUUGUUCUUUCCGGUGAGUUUUUGUAUCUGUACGAUUCGUUUUUGUUGCAACCCUCGAAAAGAUUGAGUUUUUUGAAAGGGGUUAGGGUUUUUACUAAGCGGAUGAGAAGUAGUGAAAAUAAAUUGAAUGGGUUGAAUUGUGAAGGUAGUAAUGCUUUUGCUGUUGUUGUUGGUAAUAGAUUGGUUUUGGUUGGGAUUGAUUCAAAUGUUGAUGAGUUAAAUGUUUCUUAUUCGAUUCUUAAGGAUUAUCAGUGUAUUGAUGGGAUUUCGACUAUGGUUUGGCUUAAUGAUUCGAUAAUUAUUGGUACUGCUAAUGGGUAUAGUUUAGUUUCUUGUGUUAGUGGACAGAGUGGUGUGAUAUUUUCAUUGCCUGAUGUUUCUAGUUCGCCAAAGCUUAAACUUUUAUGUAAAGAUUGGAAUGUGCUAUUGCUGGUGGACAAUGUUGGUGUGGUAGUUAAUGCUGAUGGGCAACCAGUUUCUGGGAGCAUUGUUUUUCGGUUAGACCCGGAUUCGAUUGGAGAGGUGUCUUUAUAUAUUGUGGCUGUUAAAGAUGGAAAGAUGGAUUUGUAUCAUAAGAAAUCGGGUACUUGUAUUCAGAGAGUUAGUUUUGGUGGUGAGAGUGUUGGUGGGCCUUGUAUUAUUGCAGAUGAGGAAGAUUCGGAAGGGGAACUUUUUGUUGUUGCAUCACCUACCAAGGUUAUGUGCUAUCGGAAAUUGUCUCCCGAAGAACAAAUUAAAGACCUUUUGAGAAAAAAGAACUUCAAGGAAGCUAUUGCAUUAGUUGAGGAGCUUGAAUGUGAAGGUGAAAUAACAAAGAACAUGGUCUCCUUUGUACAUGCUCAAGUGGGGUUUCUCUUGAUUUUUGACUUGCGUUUUGAGGAAGCAGUGAAUCACUUUCUGCUCUCUGAUAUCUUACAGCCUUCUGAAUUGUUUCCAUUCAUAAUGCGAGAUCCAAAUCGAUGGUCAUUACUGGUUCCAAGAAACCGGUAUUGGGGUUUGCAUCCUCCCCCUGCACCUCUGGAAGAUGUUGUAGGUGAAGGAUUGUCAGCUAUCCAAAGGGCUAUACUUCUUAGAAAGGCAGGAGUGGAAACUUCAGUUGAUGAUGAUUUUCUUUCAAACCCACCAAGCCGAGCCUAUAUAUUGGAGUCUGCCAUCAAGUCAAUGAUUAGGUACUUGGAGGUUUCUCGCAAUAAAGAGCUGACUCCAUCAGUAAAAGAGGGAGUUGAUACACUAUUAAUGUACCUCUAUAGAGCUAUAGAUAGUGUGGAUGACAUGGAGAAGUUGGCAUCGGCUGCAAACUCUUGCGUUGUGGAGGAGUUGGAAACUCUAUUAGGUGAUUCUGGGCAUUUACGGACACUUGCUUUCCUAUAUGCAAGUAGAGGAAUGAGCUCUAAGGCACUUGCUAUUUGGCGUAUUCUUGCUCGAAAUUAUACUUCAGGCCUUUGGAAAGAUAAUUCUCUGAAGAGCAGCUUAGAUGAUAGUGGUACACAGGUUCUUGCUGGUAAGGAGACUGCUGCUGCUGAGGCAUCCAAGAUUCUUGAGGAGUCAUCUGAUGCAGACCUUGUUCUUCAACAUCUUGGAUGGAUUGCAGAUAUCAAUCAGGUUUUCGCAGUUCAGAUUUUAACGUCAGAAAAACGAGAAAACCAACUUCCUCCAGAUGAAGUUAUUGCAGCUAUUGAUCCGUCGAAAGUAGAGAUAUUUCAAAGGUACCUUCAGUGGUUGAUUGAAGAGCAAGAUUCUUGUGACACUCGGUUCCAUACAUUAUAUGCACUUUCCCUCGCCAAAUCAACGAUUGAAACCUUAGAGGUAGAAACAAGUUCUCAGAACUCUGAUGCUGGAAGGAUAGAGGAGACAACAGUUUUUGAUCCCAGAACAAGUUUUAUUUUUGAAACUCCUGUUCGUGAAAGACUCCAAACAUUCUUACAGUCUUCGGACUUGUAUGAUCCAGAGGAGAUCCUUGAUUUGAUUGAAGGAUCAGAGCUUUGGUGGGAAAAGGCGAUUCUUUACAAAAAGCUAGGGCAAGAGACAUUGGUGCUACAGAUCUUGGCCUUGAAGCUGGAAGACAGUGAAGCUGCCGAACAGUAUUGUGCUGAUAUUGGGAGACCCGAUGCCUACAUGCAGUUGCUUGAUAUGUAUUUGGAUCCACAAGAUGGUAAGGAGCCUAUGUUUAAGGCUGCUGUUCGCCUUCUCCACAAUCACGGAGAGUCUCUGGAUCCAUUACAAGUCUUAGAGAGAUUGUCUUCUGAUAUGCCUCUUCAACUUGCCUCUGAAACAAUAUUAAGAAUGUUGAGAGCUCGGCUCCAUCACCAUCGCCAAGGACAGAUUGUGCAUAAUUUAUCUCGUGCUUUGCACACUGAUGCAAGAUUGGCGAGAUUAGAAGAAAGGUCAAGGCACGUGCAGAUCAAUGACGAGAGCCUUUGUGAUUCGUGUCAUGCUCGCCUUGGAACAAAACUCUUUGCUAUGUAUCCAGAUGACACCAUUGUCUGUUACAAGUGUUUUCGUCGACAGGGAGAAUCAACUUCAGUUACAGGUCGCGAUUUUAAGCGAGAUACACUAGUAAAACCAGGCUGGCUCGUGACUAGAUGAUUCGGAGAAAUUAACAAUAUGAUCAAAGGAAUUUCAAAGUCAAAUGCCAGACUUGUCCACCUUUAGUUUGUCGUCUUUUCUCAAGCUCGGGAUCAGGAAUUUCAGACUUUAACAGACAAGAGAGGACCGUGUCGAAGCUCUUCAGUCAAGAUUAUGCAAAGCUCAAUGUAGUUAUGUUCCUGCUGUUGUGAAAGUAAAUAACCGAGAGCAGGAGAAACCGCAGAGCAAUAAGUCGUAGAGAAACAAAGGUGCGAUUUUUACUCGAUAUAGUAAAUCUAGAUAAAGAUGUACAUUUGAAAUUCAUUUGGUUUUUCAUGUGCAUAUAAUCAGAACUAAUUUACUAGACAUGACAUUGCAAACUAAGUUAUAGAAAAUAUCUCUAGACAGCAUUCUGUACAGUUCGGCGGCUUAUCUAUUAUCAGUUAAGAUGUGAGUUUUUUAAUCUGUAAACAGUACACAACUUAUUGACAAAAUUUGUUCAAUAUAAAGUGUUGAAAUUUAAUAAUUUUGUGGCAUAGAAGAACUAUCCAUUUUGCCAAAUUUGGUUUCUUGAA
This is a messenger RNA of Cannabis sativa, 3490 nucleotides long. Its product is annotated as vacuolar sorting protein 3. Bases 69 to 2936 code for a protein of 955 amino acids. The transcript is spliced from 14 exons. Gene Ontology annotation, biological process: endosomal vesicle fusion; vesicle-mediated transport; intracellular protein transport. Gene Ontology annotation, cellular component: cytoplasm; membrane. NCBI's taxonomy places the organism in Eukaryota, Viridiplantae, Streptophyta, Magnoliopsida, Rosales, Cannabaceae. The record is from RefSeq and is a predicted model, not a curated record.